AUGAACGCCAUCCCACGGACAAGUCGCCAACUCGAUAAUUACAUUCAGAAGGACAUCCUGGUCCAAGAUCGUCCAUCUUUAAUCACGACAGGUUACAACAUGUGGCACAUCUUUAAUACCGACAGGUUACAACAUGUGGCACACACGACUCACGAGACCUGUCGAGUCCUAAUUUUUUUCUGUUACACGCCUUGGAGAUCCUUUGCCAGCUUAGCGAACAUUUUGCCAGCCCAACACUUUCUCCAUCUCAACUCUAG
Molecule: messenger RNA, 257 nt
Organism: Nezara viridula (southern green stink bug)
Lineage: Eukaryota; Metazoa; Arthropoda; Insecta; Hemiptera; Pentatomidae
Source: the annotation of a GenBank genome assembly